Messenger RNA from Musa acuminata subsp. malaccensis (wild Malaysian banana), 1100 nucleotides. RefSeq lists its product as uncharacterized. NCBI's taxonomy places the organism in Eukaryota, Viridiplantae, Streptophyta, Magnoliopsida, Zingiberales, Musaceae. The record is from RefSeq and is a predicted model, not a curated record.
CAAAGACAGAUCAGGCCUUCUCCGCGAGCGUCCGAGAGAUAAAAGAGCUAGUCAUCAUCGUCGUCGUCGUCGUCAAGCGUCAUUGUCUCCACCGUUUCCCUCCUGUCUGCUUCUCCUCCGCGCCCAGGAAUGUGAUGCCCUACGGAAGGCCAUUUUGAGUGUCCCCGUUCAUCACAAGGCCACGAAGUGAGGAGGUGGCAGUGCUGGUGGUGGAGGACGAGGAGAGAGGAAGCGGAAUGACGGAGCUACGGUGCUAAGAAAUUCCGUAGCAGUGGGUGGGGAGUGAGCACGCCAGAGGGAGGGAUGGGCGAGAGCGGGGGCCCGACGAUGGCGCCGCUGAACGUGGCGGCUCUGAGAGGAGAGGAGAGGUGGCGGCACUUCGACGACUCCGUCAACGCCGUCUCAUUUGGCUUCGUGGCCACCGCCAUCCUCAUCUCCAUGUUCCUUGCCAUGGCCAUCUUUGAGCGCUUCCUCCGCCCCAGGUCCCCUCUCCUCUUUUCUUCCGACAACGGCCAGCGCGGCGGAGGAGGGCCUGUCUCGGCUUUCCAGAGGGGGACGCUCUUGUCCGCGGAUCUGGAGGCGCAACCCCAGGGAUUCGCUGGCAAGCUCGAUUAUCCUUCGCCCAAGAUGUCGAUCUAUUCAAAGGAGGUACCAGUGCUGAUGCCCGGGCAUAGCGUGCCCACCUUCAUUGCACAUCCUGCUCCUGUUCCCUGCCGACCUGAGCGGAUCCCAUGGCCUUCUCAUCAACAAUACUCAAUUAGUGGAUCUCCCUCAAAUUUAGACUAGUGAACAUCAAAUUCAAGUUGAACUUGGUUCCAUCUGCGGGUCGUUCUGCUAUCUGGCAGUGUCUCAUCUUGUUAUAGAACUCGUUGCUGUGGUUAGAUAGGCAUUGCCGGUGUCUGUAUAGUUGUUUUCUUUGGCUUCAAUCAAGUAUGCUGCCCCUGUUGCUCACUGUAAUAGAGAGGUAGCUUUCUUAAGGCAAGUUUUUAUGGGUUCUACUUGGAUACUUUGAAACAGUUGUUAGCUCAUUGCCCUUGUUUCAGUCUGUCCAAUGAAUUUGUUUAAGCUUUUCCAUGAGAAAUUAAUUGGUUCCAGAUGAA